AUGAAAGCAGCCGUCGUCCAGGCCGAGCCAGUCUGGUUUGACCUUGCGAAGACAGUCGAGAAGACUUGCAAAUUGAUCAAUGAGGCUGCUUCCAAUGGAGCACAGAUCGUUGCGUUUCCUGAGCUUUGGCUCCCAGGAUAUCCAACCUGGAUUUGGGCCCGCCUUAUGGAUUUGGAAAUGUCUGUCAACUACAUUAAGAAUUCUCUGAGAGUCGACUCAGAGGAGAUGCAAGCGAUCAAAUCUUGCGCAGCACAGAACAAUAUUGUGGUUUGUGUUGGAUUCUCGGAACUGUGUGGCGGCUCGGUCUACAUCGCUCAAUGCACUAUUGAUAGCAACGGCGAGCUUCUGAUGACCAGAAGAAAACUGAAGCCGUUUCAUAUCGAAAGGACCAUGUUUGGCGAUGGUCAUGGACAAUCUCUUAAUAACGUUGCCUCGACUACAGUGGGCAGAGUUGGACAGCUAUCUUGCGGAGAGCAUUUUAACCCAUUGUUGAAUUUCAGCACGUUUUCACAAGGUGAAGACAUUCAUUGUGCAGCAUGGCCUUGCGUGCCUACUCACUCGGGCGGUCCAGAGCCAUAUUCCAUGUCGGAUGAAGCUGUGGCAUCAAUCUCUCGAGUAUAUUCCAUUCAAGCUCAGUGUUACACCUUACAUUCUACAACUGUGAUCACUGAGCCAUCAAUCGAACAGAUGAGGACAAAGCAAGCUACAGUGUUCAAUGUGCCGGGAGGUGGGAACGCAAAGAUAUUUGCACCCGACGGGCGUCAACUCACGCAAGAUCUGCCAGCGACUGAAGAAGGGAUGGUGAUGGCAGACAUUGAUUUGGAUCAAGUCACCAUGAAUAAGGCGCUUCUAGAUACAUGUGGACACAACGGUCGUCCUGAACUCUUGUGGCUAGGUCGAGAUAGCUUGGAGAAGCCGUCAGUUCGUAGUAGCUGA
Molecule: messenger RNA, 936 nt
Organism: Fusarium venenatum
Lineage: Eukaryota; Fungi; Ascomycota; Sordariomycetes; Hypocreales; Nectriaceae
Source: RefSeq, a predicted model, not a curated record